AUGAACUUUCUCCUUCUCCUUCUCUUCUUCUUCUUCUCCGGAUCCUUGGCCUAUCCGAGGUACUCCGAGGACACACGUCGCUUCGGAUAUGCUCCUGCUCCAUCCGAAGAAAGUUCCGAAGACGUAUUCGACCAAGUCGACGAGGGAAGUCGGCACAGAGUGGCCAACUUCAUUCAGGAUCUCGCCAAGAAGGACGACGCGGAACUUGUCGAUUAUUUUGAUGCAAGAGCUUCAGAAAUUCAGAACCAAAACUCAUGUUACAUUGCAGACGGAGCACAAAUCGGACCCUGACAAUCGUAAAUCUUCGGCGGUUUCCUUCGGAUCCUAAAGGCGGUGGGACGAGCGCUGAAGGUCGGAGUGAAGGCAGGAGCCCGAGUCGCCGCACAAGCCACCAAGGCCGUCGCGAAAGCGGGCGGAAAUGCUCUGAAACGUGUGCGGCGGACGUUUAACGCGUUCCGCGGGUCCAACCCGAACAACUUCCCGCGCGCCAAGCAGUUUAUCGGAAAGACGGCGGAGGUGGUCGAAAAGGACGCGAGCGGCGCGGUCAAGGUUCGCAAAUUCUAUCAGUUUGCGGAUACGGAGAAGGGAAAGGGACUCAUGUACCAUGUGGAGAAUGUGCUAGAGGGGAACGUGCAGGAGGGAUUCACGCAGAUGGAGACGAAUCCGUUGGAUCAGACCAUGUAUGACGACAACGAGGGGACUGCGUAG
Molecule: messenger RNA, 708 nt
Organism: Caenorhabditis sp. 36 PRJEB53466
Lineage: Eukaryota; Metazoa; Nematoda; Chromadorea; Rhabditida; Rhabditidae
Source: the annotation of a GenBank genome assembly